UAUGUGGACUUGAGAGACCUACUGUAUAUAUUGAAAUUUUAACAAAAAAUGAUUUUAAGGUUUAGUAUUAUCAAUAAUUUUAAUUUAUAUUUAUUAUUAAAAUUUAACAACAAUCAGUAUUGAACGUAGUUAAAAUGUUAGUGUAAGAAAGAUAAACACCUGGAUUUUAUUCGUACCAAAUCAAUAUUGAUAAUUAAUAUGAAAAACAUGAAAGAUUUUAAAUCUAAGUUCGAACUUCUCAACUCGCAGCAAUAUCCAGAAGAAAUAAUUUGGUCUAGUGAUUCUAGUGAUUAUGAAAACACUUUCUUUGAAGGUUCAAAAAGUGCGAAACUAUGUCACAGAAAGAGGAAGAGAAAAUCCAAUAGUAACUUUUUUACUAAUAUUCCUAAUCUAGACGUAACAAUCUCAGAUUCUUCGCAAGAACAAACUAUAUCUAAUUGUAGAAAAUCUCCUGUUUUAAUACCAAAAAGAUUAAUUACUGAUUUCGGUGUUAAGCCAGUUCCAAAUGACCAAUAUAUAUCAUCUAAAAUUAAAGCAACUACAACAGUACCCACUUCAAGUAUGAAAAGCCAAAGAAAUGAAUCUAAAAGUCCUGUGUUGAGUCCAAAAGUAUCCAAAAAACUACUUGAAACAAAUUGUGCCGUUAGAAAAAGAAGUCCUUCACCUGUUUUAAAUACUAAUCAUUGCAAAUUAAUAAAAAUUCAACAUGGAAACUUUAGUACAAGAAAUGAUGUAACAAAAAGUGAACUUAAAUGUCAUAAAGACAUAAUAAGAGAUGAAUUUUGUGCUGUUAAUAAAAAUGUAGACAUCAUCAAAAAGGUCAAAACUUAUUUUUCUAAUUCUUGCUCCCAAUCUUCAAAUCAUUCUAUUGUUGAAUAUGAUUCAAGCCCCAGAGAAAGCUUAAAAACUAGUGAAGAACUUGAAAUUGCUGAAUUAUCACAACCUUUGCAAAUGAAUAAAGAAAUUUUGUCUAUGUCAAGUAUGAACUCAGAUUAUAGAUUAGAUAAAUCAAAGAGAAUGCGAUACAAAAGAGAUGGGCUUGCAUAUAGGCUCAGUGUAUUAUUAAAAAAACAAAAUGCUAGUGUAUCUCUAUGGCAGCAUGAAAGAUAUCUAGCAGAGAAUUCCAAUUUUAUUAUACCAAGAGGACACUUUUUAAAUUUAAGAAUAAGAAAAUUUGAAUUUAAAUUUGGAAUUGUUUCACUAGACUCAGUUGACUCCAAUAAUGAAGAAUAUUUAGUUAUAAUUAAUAGUGAUUAUGUAAAGAACAAUUGUAUUAAGCCUAAUUGUGUAUUAAAACUGUAUGAACCAUAUAAAAUUGUAGAGACCAAAAAUUGUAAACUAAUAUUAAAUGUGUGCAAAUUUGAUUGUACAUCAUUGAAAAUAUAAAUAUAUGAAGUCAUUAAUAAAGAUUUAAAUCAUU
Molecule: messenger RNA, 1420 nt
Organism: Leptidea sinapis
Lineage: Eukaryota; Metazoa; Arthropoda; Insecta; Lepidoptera; Pieridae
Exons: 1
Coding region: 199-1386 (395 amino acids)
Source: RefSeq, a predicted model, not a curated record